Messenger RNA from Peronospora matthiolae, 198 nucleotides. NCBI's taxonomy places the organism in Eukaryota, Oomycota, Peronosporomycetes, Peronosporales, Peronosporaceae. The record is from the annotation of a GenBank genome assembly.
AUGUGUGCGUCGGUGCUUGCAUCAGAGCGCCUGAUCCACAGCAUCUUUAGAAAUCGCGAGUUUGUCGUCGGUACGGCUGCGUGCAAUUCUGAGCGACAGAAGACCAAGGAUCUCAUCACCGGCAAUAACUUCGUCAUGAAGCUAAGCAAGGCCAUUUCCAUUCUCGAGCCUAUCGACGCGCUAAUUGUCAAGUACUAG